AUGGAUUUCGCUAUCAUCGUCAUGCCUCUUCCCAUCGUCUGGAGACUGAAAUUGCCCCUGUCUCAGAAGCUUUGGCUUUCUGGCAUUUUUGGAUUGGGUAUCUUUACUAUUGCGAUUUCUAUCCUUAGAAUACAAUGGCUCACACCAGAACCGGACUUCACUUGGUGGAACGUCACCGCAGCUUCAUGGUCCAUGGCGGAACUUGUCUCGGGUAUCGCAUGCUCUUGUCUCCCGACUUACAAACCUCUUCUUAUCAAAGUCAAGAGCUUGAUUCCAACUCUCAAAUAUGGAGAGAGCACACACAGUCUGCACGGUGUGGUCACCGACGAUUCGGGUAGGACCAUCGUUGUGACUUCGGAAGACGCGCCGUAUGGAAGCAGACCAACGGUACCAAAUAGUAUGCUCGCAUACGGGACAGAGACAAAUAUCACGGCUACAAAGGGUGUCUAUACAGAUGAGAGAAAGUUGAGAAAAUUUUCGAAGUCUAGCAUACGUAAGGAUGAGAGUGUUAGCUAG
Molecule: messenger RNA, 516 nt
Organism: Fusarium pseudograminearum CS3096
Lineage: Eukaryota; Fungi; Ascomycota; Sordariomycetes; Hypocreales; Nectriaceae
Exons: 2
Coding region: 1-516 (171 amino acids)
Source: RefSeq, a predicted model, not a curated record